This is a messenger RNA of Zasmidium cellare ATCC 36951, 1146 nucleotides long. RefSeq lists its product as uncharacterized. Bases 1 to 1146 code for a protein of 381 amino acids. Gene Ontology annotation, biological process: protein deubiquitination. The record is from RefSeq and is a predicted model, not a curated record. NCBI's taxonomy places the organism in Eukaryota, Fungi, Ascomycota, Dothideomycetes, Mycosphaerellales, Mycosphaerellaceae. Gene Ontology annotation, molecular function: cysteine-type deubiquitinase activity. The transcript is spliced from 2 exons.
AUGGCGGUUAGCACGAGGUCCCAAGGCGGCAAGCUCUAUAUACCUGCGCCGGAUAGAAAGAGGACGAGAAGACGAACGUGCCCUGCGCCCGCACCAACACCCGCACCAGCGCUUCUACAAGCGGCGCCUCCAGCAGCGCCCCCAGCGCAAUCUCCAGCGCGGUCACCGAAACCACGAAAGAACUAUGUGGACAAGGGAGUCACAGCGGACCUGUCGCCUAGAAAAGCCAAGAGUCCCAAGACGAAAACACCUCCACCUCCUGGAGGCAUUUCCAAGAAUUAUGCGGACAAGGGAGUCACAGCGGAUCUAUCGCCUAGAAAAACCAAGAAUCCCAAGGCGGAGACACCUCCACCUGCUGGAGGUAUCUCCAAAAUUGGAGCCGGUUCCAAGCAAAAGACUCCCCCACCAAGCCCUGUGGACCCAUUGUUGGUGAAGAGAAGGGGACGACUUGUCAACAACAACUUACAGGUGAUCCCGGCGCAUGUUCUAGAUGGCCGGCCUGUGAAACGCUUUCCACAAGUUCAAUUUCCUGUCACCAAAGGGCUGUGGAACAAGGGAGAGCUGUGCUAUCGCAACGCAACUUUGCAAGCCUUGUUCCACACUCCGGCGUUCUAUCGGUACCUUGGCAAGAUGCACAAAGACUGCCGCGAUGGACCCACUACCAAGUGUGUCGUGUGUACGCUACAAUGGCUUGCCCAGGCCUACUACAACGACCAAGUCUCUAUUCGUCCCUACGGUAACUCGACCACGAGAGUCGCUGGUCCUCUUGAUCCACUUAGACUUUUCAACCAGACUUGCAAAAGGAACCCUCCUACAGAUGAAGUCACCCUCGGGGACAUGAUCGAGGAAUUCGCCGCGGAAAGCCAAAGCGACGCCUGGAACUUCAUACAGUAUCUCAUGGGAUUGAUCCGCGACAAAGAGCUUCCGACCGACGAUGCGACCUUCUCGCACAUGUUCGACAUGCCGUCAGAGCAGAGCUGGACCUGCCAGCAAUGUGGCGAGACAUUUACCCGCGAGGCGGUGCCAAGGCGAUCAGUGCAAACAUUUGGACACGGAAGAUUGGGACGGGCCACUGCGCAAAGUGACAAGGAGAAUCACGCAGACGCCCGAGGUCCUUCUGAUCCAACUCCAGAUGUUCAUCCAUAA